Pipistrellus nathusii (Nathusius's pipistrelle) is the source of this 1506-nucleotide messenger RNA. Lineage: Eukaryota; Metazoa; Chordata; Mammalia; Chiroptera; Vespertilionidae. The record is from the annotation of a GenBank genome assembly.
AUGGAGCCGCAGCCUGGCGGCGCCCGGAGCUGCCGGCGCGGAGCCCCUGGCGGCGCCUGCGAGUUGGGCUCCGCGGCGGAGGCGGCGUCCAUGAGCCUGGCCAUCCACAGCACGACGGGCACUCGCUACGAGUUGUCGGUGUCCCCCGACGAGACGGUGGAGGGGCUGCGCAAGCGGCUGUCCCAGCGCCUCAAAGUGCCCAAGGAGCGCCUGGCGCUGCUCCACAAAGACACCCGGCUCAGUUCGGGGAAGCUGCAGGAGUUCGGCGUGGGGGAUGGCAGCAAGCUGACUCUCGUGCCCACCGUGGAGGCGGGCCUCAUGUCUCAGGCCUCAAGGCCAGAACAGUCUGUGAUGCAGGCCCUGGAGAGCUUAACCGAGACCCAGCCCCCAGCGGCGCCCGGGCCGUGCCGGGCUGGCGGAGGCGGCUUCCGGAAAUACCGAUUCAUUUUAUUUAAGCAUCCGUGGCACCGACAGGGACCCCAGAGCCCAGAGAGGGGCGGCGAGAGGCCCCAGGUCAGUGACUUCUUGUCGGGCCGCUCCCCACUGACCCUGGCUCUGCGCGUGGGCGACCACAUGAUGUUCGUCCAGCUUCAACUUGCGGCCCAGCACGCCCCACUACAGCACCGCCACGUGCUGGCGGCCGCAACUGCUGCCACCCGCGGGGACCCCAGCAUGGCCACUCCUGUGUCCUCUCCCUGCCGGCCAGUGUCCAGUACUGUCCGUGUCCCCCCAGUGCCCACCAGCCCCGCACCUGCAUCCCCCUCACCUGUAACAGCCGGCUCCUUCCGCUCCCACUCAGCCCCCUCCACCUGCCCCGAGCAGAUGGACUGUUCCCCUGCUGCCAGUGCCCGGGCCAGCCCCACAUCCACCCCUGGGGGCAGCCCCGCCUCCCGUUCCCGAAAACCUGGUGCCAUUAUCGAGAGCUUCGUGAACCACGCCCCAGGGGUCUUCUCAGGGACCUUCUCUGGCACGCUGCACCCCAAUUGCCAGGACAGCAGCGGGCGGCCUCGGCGGGACAUCGGCACCAUCCUGCAGAUCCUCAAUGACCUCCUCAGUGCCACGAGGCACUACCAGGGCAUGCCCCCGUCACUGACCCAGCUGCGAUGCCACGCCCAGUGUGCACCUGCCUCUCCCGCCUCAGACCUCACCCCAAAAACUACCUCCUGUGAGAAGCUGGUGGCCACGGCCCCAGCCUCCCUGAGCCAGGCCCGCCUGGGCAAGCCCGCGGGGGACCGGCUGCGGCAGACGGAGAACCGGGCCACCCGCUGCAAGGUGGAGCGCCUGCAGCUGCUGCUCCAGCAGAAACGGCUCCGCAGAAAGGCCCGGAGGGAUGCCCGAGGCCCCUACCACUGGCCGCCCAGCCGCAAGGCCGGCCGCAGCGACAGCAGCCCCGGAGGCAGCGGCGGCAGCCCCAGCGAGGCUGCGGGCUUGGGCCUUGACUUCGAGGAAUCUGUCUGGAAGCCAGAAGUUAACCCCGACAUCAAGUCAGAGUUCGUGGUGGCCUAG